CAGGCCGCAUGGUUGAGUUUACCGCAAAUUUUACGGAUAAGGUUUCUGGCUCUUCAGCCAUCACAAAUGUCAAUCCAGUCAAUUGUAAAGUGGAAAAAAGCUCCCUGGUUAAGCCUUCUCCAAUUCUUAAUGGCGUUGAUCUAAUGGGUAGAAGGGAUAAGAAAAUAAAUGUGGAAGAUGUAACUGAUAUAACUAAACCCUGGCAGUUGUCUGAAAUUGUGGAUGUUGUCCAAUGUCGAAUAGUUACCAUGCUUGGUAGCACAGAUUCUUCUAGCAAGGUUGUAGGACUUUUAUAUACAAAUUCUGGUGUUGGGGUUUUGGCACUGGGAGCAAAUGGUGUUCAAAAGCUGGGAAGUGGUCACGCAAUGAACAAAAUCCCAAGUGGAAAUGUCAUUCCCAGUGUCGUUCUGAAUCAUUGGCAAUCAAAUAGUUGUUUUCUUAUGACUGAUGAAGUCUCAGGUGUCAACCUUGAAGAAGUAGUUCUGUGUAUAGCUCCAUUCCACGUGUCAUCAUGUUAAAUAUUGAAACCUUAAC
Messenger RNA from Juglans regia (Persian walnut), 534 nucleotides. RefSeq names its product topless-related protein 3-like. The coding region runs from base 9 to 518 and encodes 169 amino acids. The record is from RefSeq and is a predicted model, not a curated record. The transcript has 2 exons. Gene Ontology annotation, biological process: regulation of DNA-templated transcription. NCBI's taxonomy places the organism in Eukaryota, Viridiplantae, Streptophyta, Magnoliopsida, Fagales, Juglandaceae.